Messenger RNA from Alternaria arborescens, 261 nucleotides. RefSeq lists its product as hypothetical. NCBI's taxonomy places the organism in Eukaryota, Fungi, Ascomycota, Dothideomycetes, Pleosporales, Pleosporaceae. The record is from RefSeq and is a predicted model, not a curated record. The transcript is spliced from 2 exons. Bases 1 to 261 code for a protein of 86 amino acids.
AUGGCACACUCGAAUAGCAUGGCCGGUGAGGGUGAAGAUACCGAUGCUUCCGAUGAUCCGAGCACUGUUAGCGACGAUGAGUCGCAGGCUGAUGGCUCGGGGGGCGCUGGUGGUUCGGAUGGUGGUUCUGGAAGGGGUGAGGAGGAUGAGGCUGGUGGUGGUGGUGAGGAUGUUGGUGGAGAUGAUGUUGGUGGGGAUGAGGAUGUUGGUGGUGAUGGCGUUGAGGGUGUUGAGGGUGUUGAGGAUGAUGGUGGUGACUGA